UCUACUUUAGUAGUGGUGAACAUGAACAAACUAGAAUUUUCUUCCAGCCUUCUUAUUUGUUGUCUACUUUUCACGUCGGCAAUUUGUCAGGAAACUAGCAAGGAUGGGCUCGUCGCAGUUAUUGACUCUGGUGGUAUCCGUGGAAACGUGGAGUUUCUUCAUGCUAACGACUCCGAGAAAGGUGUGUUGAUCCGGGUUAACCUACGCGGUGGACGUUACAGUGAGCGGUUCCGGUGGAAGAUCCAUGAGCUACCUGCCUUUUCUGCUUCCAAGGAUCCGUGCAAGGAAAACAAACUUGGAAAAGUCUAUGCCGACUUGGCCACAGUCCAUGGGCAGCUGACUUCCGGUGAAGGUACUAUAGUAGUUUCUAACCUCAAACUCAGUGGCCCUGAGUCUAUACUAGGUCGUACUCUUGUUCUCAGGGGAACAGAAACUGGUAGAUCUGUGUGCGCGGUGAUUCAGUCUAGAGCUCGAAUCCGGACUUUUUAUUCCAAGCUCCAUUCGCCAGUGGCUGGAAAAGCUGUGUUUAGGCAGAGUGGACAAGAUACUGGAUUCUUCACUCAUCUCUACUUCACGAAUGGCACGAAAAAGGAUACUAUUCAUCGUUGGGCUCUCUUGCAAACCGAUACUCUUAGUGAAUCCAUUCAGAACGAACUGAAUCGAUGUGUUAAUCUCUAUGGAGCAGUGCCACUUAUUCAGGGCUCCGACGUGGUUGCUGUUGGAAAAGAACCCACCAGUUUAAGUAGCAAUUCUUACUUUGUCCUUCAGAACCUCCCUCCUCUAGAAAAACUCAUUGGUGGGCUUCAUUUUGUCAUAUACUCCAGUUCCAAUCCUGCUGAAAUAUUAACUUGUGCUCCCGUAUUAAGUGUAGAGCCAAAAGUAGCGGUAGCCACUUUUAAAAAAGAAGUGACUGGACAAGUGACCUUUCGCCAGGAGUCACCCUUUGACCCAACUCUUGUUGUUGUCGACUUUAACAGCCUUCAACAGAGAGCUUACAGUUAUGGAAUUGAUGAUUACCCCCUGAUCUUUCGGUGGGACACUCCUGACCAAUGUCCUAAUAUCAAGGGUACUAUUUACAAUCCUUUCAAAGCAGAGCCUUAUGCUGUGCCUGAGCCUGGUGAAGGAAGUGUUGAUCUUUUCGCUGUAGGGGAUUUAAGUGGCAAGUAUGGAACAUUAAAGAAUAAGAAACAAUUGUUCCAACAAGUUCGAGACGUAUCACUCUCAUUAUUUGGAAUCCAUAGUGUGGUGGGUCGUGCCUUGGUCAUCUACAAGCCUAAUGGGGAGCCCUUAACAUGCGCAAACAUUGAACUCACUGAAAAACCAUUAAUCACUGCUUAUUCUACAUUUGACACACCUAUACAAGGUCAGGUAAUCUUCAAGCAGGAUGCUGCUGACCCCACUGCUGAUACCUCCGUCUAUAUAGAACUGUCCUAUCCUGCAGGUACACAGAACGUAGUAGACAAGACGUACAAUCAUCCCUGGUAUGUUCAUCUUAGUCCUGUUCCCACGGGAAGUGGGUACAGUGUUACUCAGUGUGGAGUUGCUGGCCCUCGCUACAACCCUUACAACGUUAACACUGAAGGGAGCUAUCCUUGUCAUUGUUCUGACAAGUCUCCUUCAAGAUGUGAACUCGGGGACACUUCUGGGAAGCUAGGAUAUUUGAACAUCCCAGUCUUUAAAAUUUCGAAAGACGACAAACCAGUGUUAGCUAAAUACUUCUUCACUGAUCCAAAUCUUCCCCUCGCUGGACCGACGUCCAUCAUUGGAAGGUCUCUGGUGGUGUAUAAUCCAGAUUUCGGAAAUGAUCGCAUGGUGUGUUCUAACAUCAUCCAACAUGGAGUCACAAAAAAAUGAAAUCAAACACAAUAUCACGAACAAUUACUUAUAAAAAUGGAUAUGAAUUUUAAGCCAAGAAUAAGGAUUGCAUAAAAGUUUUGUGUUUCAAUCUGGUUAAAAGAAAAGCACCACGUGGGAACAAACUAUACACAAAGCAAGACUCGUAUAUGUUAUUUUAUAAAUAAAUUUAAACAUGGCAUAAUGUCAAUAUGUUUCAACGAAUGCUAGUUUUAGACUUUGGCUACACUUUUAAAGUCAUGAAACGGAAUUUUUCCAGACAGUAUUCUAGGAAUAACGAAACGAAAACUUAUAAAAUCUUUUUAUCAUUCUGCAGGUUGGCUUCUGAUAAAAAAAAUUACAAAAAUCUUAGCGCUCUCUAGUGGAAAAUGUACAAGAAUGCGUGCAUUUGGCUGUAGCGAUCGGAUAUAAAUCAUUGUCACGAAUAGUAGCUAAUACCAUCACCUAAACCUAAUUAUUAAUUAGUUACUAAUUAGAUUUAGGUGAUCGUAUAAGUUGUUUAUCAUGACAACGAUGUAGAAGUAUAGCUUCCCAACAAUCUUUUAUAUGAUAAAACAUGUCAUAGAAUCGAUUAACAAUAAAAAAAUUAUGUUCAAAAUUCAGUGUUAAGUAAUAAAAUGGAAAGUUAAACAAGUGUACUUUAUACAUACUAGAUGGCGCAACAAUAGUAUUAUGGUAUUUCUAGAAGUUUAAACACGCGCACACAUAGAAAAAUAACAUUAUUUUUAUUGCCAGAAUCAUCCAAGAUUUCAGAAGUCUUAAAAGCGUAUGUGUGAUUUGUUAAUUAACCCAUUUAGGAAAGAGGUGUAAAUAUAU
Molecule: messenger RNA, 2670 nt
Organism: Limulus polyphemus (Atlantic horseshoe crab)
Lineage: Eukaryota; Metazoa; Arthropoda; Merostomata; Xiphosura; Limulidae
Exons: 3
Coding region: 22-1854 (610 amino acids)
Biological process (GO): superoxide metabolic process
Molecular function (GO): metal ion binding
Source: RefSeq, a predicted model, not a curated record